Molecule: messenger RNA, 626 nt
Organism: Hibiscus syriacus
Lineage: Eukaryota; Viridiplantae; Streptophyta; Magnoliopsida; Malvales; Malvaceae
Exons: 3
Coding region: 71-550 (159 amino acids)
Source: RefSeq, a predicted model, not a curated record
UCAACCCAUUUCUUCAACCCCACUUAAAUCCACGUCUUUGUUAUAAAACCUUUUUAUUGAUCUCGUUUCAAUGGCGGAACAAGCGAUGGAAAAGCCUGUUAACACUUCAACUCUUCCCGAAUAUGGUGGAAUGGAGAAUACCCCACCUCUCCGGGCCCAGAAACUCGAUGAGAAUCCUCAAGAUUCAGGCAAGGUUUUGCAAAAUACAAGCUCUAAAAUGGUGGAGCAAGUGAUCGAAAAGCCUCUUAACAGUUCGAUUCAGACUGAAAAUGGUGGAUUGGAGAAUACCCCACCACUCCAGGACCAGAAACUCGAUGAGAAUCCUCAAGAUUCGGGCAAAUAUCUGCGGAAAACCUGCACCCCAGAUAGGCUUAAACUCUCCAAGGCCCCUGAAAGGUACAGAAGUCCGACUGAUUCCAUGAUGUCGCCUGUUACAAAAGGUAUUCUUGCAAGAAACAGGAAAGCUGGAGGUUUACUGUUACCACCUAGUAUAAAUCAAACCAAGAUUCAUGAAUUGCGUGCUCAAGAUGUUGGCCUUUCUCAAAACUGAAGAACUCAUACCAUAUAGAUUCUUGAACCUGAUGAAUUUGUCUGAGAUGGUGCGUUCAUGUCAAAAUAAGCAAAAU